Meyerozyma guilliermondii ATCC 6260 is the source of this 771-nucleotide messenger RNA. RefSeq lists its product as uncharacterized. Lineage: Eukaryota; Fungi; Ascomycota; Pichiomycetes; Serinales; Debaryomycetaceae. Bases 1 to 771 code for a protein of 256 amino acids. The transcript has a single exon. Gene Ontology annotation, biological process: transmembrane transport. The record is from RefSeq and is a predicted model, not a curated record. Gene Ontology annotation, molecular function: transmembrane transporter activity.
AUGAUCACAGAGACUAAAAAUGAAGUAGGCUAUGCUGAAGCUUUGCUUGAAGACGACAGUAUUGUUGCAAAUCCAGACAGGUCUUUGAAACUAAAGUUCAUUACUAUUCCUCAAUUUUAUCACCCAUACACUCAAGUUGUGUUUGCUGGAUGCACCAACUUUCUCUCGGUUGGAAUGUUCAAUGUUUUGAUAUCUCUUGGAGGAAGCGGACAGGUUGACGCUACCACUGCUUCCAAUUCCAAUACGGUUCUUUAUGCUCUUUUUGCUGCUUUGGCACUCUUUGGUGGAUCUAUCGUCAACCGGUUUGGCGCCAAGAUCACAUUGGCUUUUGGAGCUCUUGGAUAUGCUGUUUAUGGUGCAUCUUUUUGGGUUUUUAAUAAUGUUCCAAAGGGUAAUGUUUCCAGAACUGGAGGUAUAGUAGCCGUCUAUAUUGGCGGGGUUUGUUGUGGACUUGGUGCUGCAACUCUCUGGGUAGCGUGUGGGACGGUGAUGUCUGCUUAUGCCACGGAAAACCAAAAAGGUCGAUUUGUUUCCAUCUUUUUUUCGUUAUCGUUUUUGGGAAGUGUUAUAGGCGGAAUCAUUCCGGUGGCCCAAAAUUACAGCAAUACUACUGCCAGUAACGUUAGUGAUGGAACAUACAUCGCUAUCACCAUCUUGAUGAUCAUUGGCUUUUUUAGCGGGUUUCUAGUGGCCGAUCCUCAACAUAUCAUCAGAAGCGAUGGAACCAGAGUUCUCAAUUUCCAAGCAAAAUUCUUUCAAAGAAGAAAUUAA